Molecule: messenger RNA, 1177 nt
Organism: Lecanosticta acicola
Lineage: Eukaryota; Fungi; Ascomycota; Dothideomycetes; Mycosphaerellales; Mycosphaerellaceae
Source: the annotation of a GenBank genome assembly
AUGCCUACAGUAUACGCUGCCCAUCCUGAAUACCACUACGACCGUGACUUUCGCGGCUACGGCGAGCAAGGUCUCCAAGGCCUCAAUUGGCCCAACGAUGCCAAAAUAGCGGUUUCCUUCGUGAUAAACUAUGAAGAAGUACUCCGAUGUUCCCUCCUUAAGAGCACCUUCCUCUGGUCUCAAGACUAACAUGUCUUCUUCAGGGUGGCGAACGCUCCAUCAUGUCCGGCGACGGCGAGUCCGAAUCCAACCUCGUCGAGAACCCCGGCCGCCCUCCGCGAGUAAACGAACGCAACGCCAACGUAGAAUCAGAAUACGAAUAUGGCUCCCGAGCCGGCUUCUGGCGUCUUUUCCGUCUCUUCGACAAACAUAACAUGCAUUUCACGCUCUAUGCUGUAGCGCAAGCAGUCGAAGAGAAUCCCGAGGUAGUGAGCAGAUGUGUCGACAAAGGGCAUGACAUUGCGUCUCAUGCUUACAGGUGGAUUGAUUAUCAGGGGAUGAGUAUAGAGAAAGAGACGGAACUCGUGAGAAAAGCGAUUGAGAGUCUGAAGAAGUUAGCGGGAUAUGCGCCGAAAGGAUGGUAUUAUGGACGGGGAUCGCCGCAGAGUCGGACGUUGGUGCCAAGGGUUUAUGAGGAGAUGGGAGAGGAGUUGGUUUGGAUGUCGGAUACUUAUGCGGAUGAUGUGAGUUUGCUGGUGAUGCUGUAGUCAAUGAUUGUUACUGAUAGUCUUCCACAGGUUCCGUACUGGACUGACAGAGCGGACGAAAAAGACAAGCCAGACCCGAAAGGACUUCUCAUGGUGUAGGUGACGAUUUGAUUCUCUUUUGAGCCUGCGGCUGACAAGUAUGCAGCCCAUACUCGUACGACUGUAAUGAUUUCAAGUUCCACACAGCCGGCUCUGGUUUCCGCGAUCCAAAUGGCUUCUACACCCAUAUGAAGAAUGCUUUUGACGUGCUGUACGAGGAGGGCGAAGAGGGCAGUCCUAAGAUGAUGACGAUCGGCCUGCAUUGCCGCAUCGUGGGUCGUCCCGGACGAUGCAAGGCCCUCAAGGAUUUCGUGGAGUAUAUCAGCCAGAAGGAAGGCGUUUGGGUGGCAACUCGGACCGAAAUUGCAAAUGCUUUCGCAGAGCAAUUUCCGUAUCAGAAAGGAGAGCUGGCUAAAGCUAAGAGCGUCUAG